AUUGUUUUUCUUUCAGAUGUUAUUUGUCUGAUCCAGCUUUACACCCCACACCAGUGUAAUCCCGGAUGGUCACAACAGCAGAAUGAUGGACGAGAGUUCAUGGAGGAUCUUAGUCAGCUCCUUCUUUUUCUUCUUACUAUUGUCAUGUCAAGCGUCUACUAAUUCUUGUGGCGACGCACUUGAGGAACUUGAGGAACAGCUGCCUGAAGACUAUUUAUUCCGUUUAAGUUCUAACUUCACCAAGGAUAAAAAAGUUAGCCGAACAGAAGCCAUUUGCAGACUGAAAUACUUUUUGAUGGUCCCCAAAAAAAUAAUAAAAGACGUUAAUGAAACCUUUUUAACCUUUUUAUUGGAUAAUUGUAAUCUCUCCAAGACAUGUGAGACGACUAAGCUUCCCAGGUUGAAUGAGACAUUGUUUAUGACUGUAAAAGACUUCAUUGGCAUGAUCGGCAAUGAUAUUCAUGGAGGUCACCAAAAUGUAUAUAAUGAACAAAAUCAACUUAAAUGUAAUGAGACAUCAAAAGCAACAGCUUCAGCAAUGACUACAGCUGCAACUCCAAGUCAAACUCAGAAGUCAACAGCUUUACCAACACGUACAGCACCAAUACCAAGUCGUAGUUCACCACAACCACCGGAAUAUAUUUUUGAUACUCAACGGGAGAUGGCGUCCUUUAGCUUGUUGGGCAUCUCUAUAUUAUUGAACAUCAUCCUCAUUUUUGUGGUCAUUCACUUGAUGACGAGGAUACGCCACCACAGCAACAACAUGAGUAAUGGCAAUGGAGAUAGAUCCCCCUCUUUAAUUGCAUCUCAUUCCCUGGCUCGGAUGGAGAUGGAUUAAUCCUUCCUUCUCUCAUACAAGCCUCCAGCACUAAUCGUGGUAUUGGUAAUAAGGAGUAUGUGGAUAUGGCUAGACUGUACAUAAUGGACAAUAUCUUAACCCAUGAUGCUGUAAUGUGAAUGGGAGAUGGACACAUUUUGGUAAAUCUUGGAUGAUUAAUCCAGCACUGUCCCUAAAGUGUGUGCAUGUCACUUCUGGAGAAAAUAUUAGUGUUAGGGAUAUGAAGAACUCAAAUCCAUACUUGUCCAUCCAUCCUUGUACUGUCUUUGAAAGGGACUGAAGCAGUGACCUCAUUAUAGAAGGUCAGAGGUCAUACAACACUCCAAAGGUCACAAGUGUCCAAGGCGCAGCUAUUUACAAAAGCAUGACUGGCAACAUGCGUUCAUAUUGGAUUAUAGGAGAUUCGUAAAUUAUAUUUUUUAUUAGGAUUCCUCCGUCAGGACUAAAUUACAGCUGUUCGAACUUUAACCAAAUUUGACAAUGCUUGCCAUUGGAGAAAUGUCUUAUUUCCUGAUACAAAAACUGAACAAUCAAAUGUUUAAGUGUGAAUGGCUUAGUAGGAUGAGAUGCAGUGCUGAUGUGUGAAGGGUGGUGGGUUCUAAUCUAGGCAAAGGUAUAAACUUUUUUUUUUAUUAUUCUGACAGAAAUUACAGUUUCAAGUCUUCUGGUUAAUCCCAGUGUAACUAUCUAUUAAGUCAAUUUUACAACAUUUUGCAAUUUUGAAACAGGAAUUGCCGCCAUUGCUGCUUGCAGCUAUAUUUAUUAUUAUGUUUCAUUGAUUGAUUGUAACAAAUAUUUCAAUCUUAUCAUUUUAGUAUUAUAAAAAAAAAAAAUAUCAGAACAUUUUAAGUUGGUUAUUUUUUAGAAGGAUCGUGGUUUUCUGUGUGUGCAUGCAGGUGCAGCUAUUAUUCCUGGCAUACACUAGUAUAGUUUAUACGGAUUUCACAGUAAGUUUUUGUACAGUUUACAGGGCUCCAGACUAACUUUUUUACUAGGAGCACAGUAGCCCCUGACUGAAAAUUUUAGGAGCAAAAGCAGAAAAUGUAGACGCACACCUUAUAUUAACCUGCAAUGCAAUUAUUAAUGUCACUAGAGAGGGUACAAUUCACUCAUUCAAUCGAACUGGCAACCUUCAGAUUACUAGCCCGACUCCCUCACCGCUCAGCCAUCUGACCCCCCAGUUUGAUUCCCAGCCGUGCCAAAUGACGUUGUGUCCUUGGGCAAGUCACUUCACCCUACUUGCCUUGGGGGAAUGUCCCUGUACUUACUGUAAGUCGCUCUGGAUAAGAGCAUCUGCUAAAAGACUAAAUAUAAAUGUAAAUUUCAGAGUAACAGGGCCUUUGAACAAAGACACUAAGUCAACAUGCUAAAACUGAGUUUAGAAAUUGAUGUCAGACAGAUUUGCCCAAAUGUGCACUUCCUCCUAUCCUAGUCAUUAUUCGUGUAAUGGUAUGAUUGUUGUAAAGAUGGUAUGGUCUUCCCCCCAGGCUUAGGUCUCAAUCAUGUCUCUCUCAGCUCUGAAAGCCGGAGGACCAUCUUUUAUAGGGUACAGGAAUGUAAACAUAGAUAGUGACAGUCAGGCAGUAAUGACAUUACAACAGUCUCAGAGGAAGAGAUUCACAGCUCCCAACACAUGACCACUCAGACUAGAGAGAUCAUAGUUGGCGCUCUCCUUGUAGUCAUGACAAAGGACGUUUACCCACACUGUAAAAAAUAACCGUUUUUUUUACCAUGAAAUGCACUGUAUUUUUUACAGAUAUUUCCUCUUUUUCUAUAAAACAAUGAUAUGCCUGCGGAUUUACCAAUAUUUGAUGUCAAAUAAAUGUUACACCCUUAAAAUCACAGGCAUUUUACCUUAAUUUAAGAUAACAUGAAUAUGAUGUUUAUUUAAUGACAAUUCAUUGUAAUUGUACAGAUUCAAAUGUAAUUUUACAUUAAAUGGGAGGUAAUAUUUAACAGAUUAUUUCAGGUUAAUAAUAAUGAAGAAAUGCAUGUGAAAUUACAGAUAUCGUUGGUCAUUGGGUUUUCUUUAAAAUUGUGAUUUUAUGUUUUUUAAACUAAUUAGUAGUAUUUGUACAGACACAAAAGUAAUUUAUUAUUGGGAAUAAACAGCAGAAAGGAUGCACCCAUGCUUCCC
This is a messenger RNA of Osmerus eperlanus (European smelt), 2975 nucleotides long. RefSeq lists its product as uncharacterized. The record is from RefSeq and is a predicted model, not a curated record. The transcript is spliced from 10 exons. NCBI's taxonomy places the organism in Eukaryota, Metazoa, Chordata, Actinopteri, Osmeriformes, Osmeridae. Bases 83 to 838 code for a protein of 251 amino acids.